AUGAAGGUUUUAGAAGCAAAAGAAGACCCAAAGUGCGCUGCAAAAAUGGAAAGCGAACAUGGGUACUGUAAGCGGCGGUACUGCUUCAGAACAAUCUUGAAUGUUAUCUCGUUUGUAUUAUCGAUUGUGUCCGUCGCAUUUUGCGUUUUGCUGAGUGUUCAGAAUGGUGAGAUUAAAGACAGAGUAGUGGAUUUGGAAACUGGAAGUGGCGGGCAUCAGUUUCAUCGCUUCCCUGGCUGUUCCAUGGAUCAGUUUAAUUCAAUGAUACAGGAGAGAGUGGAUGAACUGCUUUCACAUCGGUCCUACGAACAUUUGGCACGGAUAAGGACUGCCCGUGAAGUCCCACCUGAGUGCAACUGUCCGCCAGGUCCACCAGGAAAGCGUGGCAGAAGAGGACGCAAUGGAGAACCGGGACCCCCAGGUCCACCGGGUCCGAAAGGUGACAAGGGGGAUCAAGGCGACCAGGGCCCGAGGAUGGUCUUCCCUAAGAUCAAUCAUGGCUUUCUUUCAGCUGAUCAGCAACUCAUUAAGCGCCGGCUCAUUAAGGGUGAUCAGGGCCAGGCAGGACCACCAGGGCCUCCUGGUCCACCAGGUCCCCCUGGUCCCAGGGGACCCCCAGGGGAUACAGGCAAAGAUGGACCCAGAGGAGUGCCUGGGUUAGCAGGAGACCCGGGAACUCCGGGAGAGGAUGGUCCCAUGGGACCUGAGGGCCCUCAAGGACCAAAGGGUUCCACUGGGACCUCUGGUGCUCCAGGUAUUCCUGGAUUAAAGGGGGAGGUGGGUGCGCCAGGAUUAGAUGGGACUCCUGGCGCUAAGGGUGAUAAAGGAGAUCGAGGUGAAAAGGGUGACAUGGGAGAGGAAGGACAGAAGGGAGAAGUGGGUGAGAAGGGCGAUGCAGGCUCUUCUGCAGCAGGUAUCAAGGGUGAACCAGGGGAGCCUGGACGUGAGGGACAGAAGGGAGAGCCAGGACUUCCAGGGCUGCCUGGACUUCCCGGGAUAAAGGGUGAGCCUGGAUUCCUCGGACCACAAGGUGAGCCAGGGCUGCCAGGCUUGCCAGGAACCAAGGGUGAGCGAGGAGAGGCUGGACCACCAGGGAAGGGUGAACGUGGAGAGACUGGACCUGCAGGAAUGAAGGGAGUGGAGGGAGAGCCAGGAAUUCCAGGUCCCAAAGGGUCAAAGGGUGAUCCUGGAGACAAAGGUGAACUGGGUGCUGUUGGACCUAGGGGCCCACCUGGACAGAAAGGUGACCAGGGUACGACUGAAAUUAUAGACUACAAUGGAAAUAUCCAAGAAGCACUUCAGAAGAUUACCACUAUUACAGUGACGGGUCCCCCUGGGCCUCCAGGACCAAUGGGACCACAGGGUACCAAGGGUGAUCGAGGUCCUCCUGGUCCUCCAGGAUUAGAUGGAGAAAGGGGUCACAAAGGUUCCAAAGGUGACAUGGGAAUUCCAGGAAUUUCAGGAGAAAAAGGAGCAAAGGGUUUGUCCGGGUUGCCGGGCACAAAUGGUAUGAAAGGAGACAAAGGAGACACCGGCCUGCCUGGUCCUCAGGGACCAUCGAUCAUAGGCCCACCUGGACCACCUGGACCACAUGGCCCCCCAGGACCUAUGGGUCCUCAUGGCUUUCCUGGACCAAAGGGGGAACCAGGGUUGCAUGGUCUAAAAGGAGUGCGUGGGGAGCCAGGGCACAAGGGUGACAGAGGACCCCUAGGCCUCCCCGGAGCAUCUGGCUUAGACGGCAAGCCGGGAAUCAGGGGAAUGGAUGGACCAGUAGGUGCUCCUGGUCCAGCGGGUCCUAAGGGAGACAGAGGUGAGAGAGGUCCUUCAGGUGAACCUGGCCCUAGAGGACCAUAUGGACCAACUGGAGCUCCUGGAACACCUGGGUUGGACGGGUUGCCAGGCUUAAGGGGAGAGAAGGGCGACCAGGGGGAAAGAGGAGAAAAGGGUUUCCGGGGCUUUAAGGGUGAAAAAGGUGAGCCAGGCCAGCCUGGGCUGGAUGGGCUGGAUGCCCCGUGCCAAUUGGGUCCAGAUGGAUUACCAAUGCCUGGCUGCUGGCAGAAGUGAUCAAUCUAACUCAAACGCAUGGAGUUUGUAAAUAAUGCUUCAUUUUUUUUGUAUUUAUAGUUUUUUUAAUUGAAAAUAUAAAUUAAAUGAGUAUAUAUAUAUAUAUAUAUAUAUAUUUGUGCGUACAUGAAAAAGAGCAAGGUCAUGAAGUCAAUGUGUAGCUGCUUCUACUCACCUUGUGCGGUCACAGAAACGUGUGUCAUUUCUCACUGAACUGGUGCUGUGAGGUUCAGGCACUUGACCAAGCAAAAGACAACUGCACACAAGGGGGCUUGUUUCCCCAGUCACUUGCAUGGCCAGAGCUCCUGGAAUGAGAAUGGAAGCCAAAACGGACUAACGGGGACAAAAAGAGAGGUGGAAGAGAAGGAAAAAAUGAAGGAGGAGGAGGCAAUGGACAGAUCAGGACAGGCAUAGAUGUGUGUUGGGUGGGUGUGUGUGUGUGCGUCCAUGCGGAACUUACUCUCACUCAUCAUGCCAUACUACCAGCUCAAAAAGAAAAAAAAAAGACUAAAGACUCCAUCUGUGCUUCUUCUAUACAUCUCUCCUCAAAACUGCAUGAGUACAAUAUGAAACUAUAUGUAAAGAUACAUAAUGAAUUGUGAUGUGGUCUAAAAACCUAUGGCUUCUGCAAAAAAAAAAAAAAAAAAAAGCAAACAAAGAAACAAACACUAACUUGCUGUUGGUCUUACUCACUUAAAACGUGUUUCUAAAUCUGAUUUUUUUUUUUUUUUUGUCUUUUUCUCUCAUCAUCCAAAGGGAGUCACACCCUGGCUGGUGGCCUGAGAGAGUGAUUCCCCUGGGGGGUAGAGAAAGGUUGUUUCUUUUCUUUAUUUUGGUGAGAUCUGCGUCAGGUCUUGGCCAUGAAGUUGCAUCAGUGUUAUGUUCCCAUGGUUCUUAAGACCCCGUUCCUCGCUUGUUGCAUUUUGAGAGUGAUGCAGGAGAAAGACUCUUUUAACUGGGCCUGCUGAAGAAUGGGAGUGUUCCCCAGUACUGUCUGCAGCCCAGUGCAGACUGAAUGUCAAACAGAUAUUCAAGUCAAACAAAGGCUCUUGUCCAGUUGUGCCUACUUCAACGCCAGAGGUCUUUGGAGAGCAAGAGUUGGUGCAGUUUAGAGGAGCCUCCUCAGGUCGCCCUUCUACAGCCGGUGAAGUUGUGUGGGCGACGUCUAGAGAAUCCACAGCUUGUACUGAGGAGCCUAACAACAUGGUCUACUGAGAACAACAGCCCGACUAGGUUUAAUUGUGGACUUUUCAUUUGUGUUAAUACUUGUUUUUUGUUGUUGUUGUUGUUGUUUCUUUUUUGGUAUUUUUAGGUUUUUUUAUUGUUGUUGUUAAUGUUGUACAAUAGCCUUUGGUGCCUCAAGCUCUUUUUGUUAUUCAUUCCUUUUGGAAAAUACACCUUUACGUCAUGUUUUGACUCUUAGGAACGGUGUUUAAUACAGAAUUGUGUAUUCUGGUAUGUUUAAAGUUGCAGCUAAACAACAAAAAAAAAAAAAAACUUAAAUGCAUAUGAUUCAUGAUGCUGUAUGAUCACCUCUUGAAAUUUGUCUGAAAUGAGGGAUUUCUUUUCUUCUUUUAUUUGUUUGUUUGUUUUGUUUUAAGUUUUAUGGCUUCAACAGCACUAAGUACCUGUGUGUCAGUGGAAAUGUGAAGGAGUCUCACUUUAAAGUUUGAUUUACUGUUCAUAGAAGCACAAGUUUGUGCAGAAGCAACCAAUGGUUUGAAUGACAGACAGUUUUGCCAGUGAUGUUCAUGGUACUUCUUUCACUGCAUUAGGUGAAAAAUGUCCCCUUUUCUUUUAAACAGUCAUUUGUAAUGCUUCCUCGCUUGAGUGCCUCCAAAACUGAGGGCUGAGCAAGAAGUCAAACGCAUAGAUUCAGUUUCUUUAAAGAACUAAUACUGUAUUGAAACAAACUGGAGAUGAACAGAAUUUUUCACCUCCUUGUUCCAGGUGAGCUUAAUCAGAACUUCUGGAACCUCAUAUCCUGUGCUUUACAUUAUCACCCAGAAUAAAUGUUUCGUGACGCCAAAAAAAAAAAAAAAGAACAUUCCAGAGCCAAAGGAACACUGCAUAACCUUUCAACAUGACUUUUUAAAUCACCAUGAUAGUUCAGUCACAGAACUAUGUAUAUUUAUAUUUUAUAUACAUGGCUUUCGAUGGCUAGAAUAGUCAAAGAUAAUGGAAGAUAUUGAGGUUGAAUGUCCAAAGGCUUGACAGCUAAAAUUCUAAUCCCAGAGAUGU
Chanos chanos (milkfish) is the source of this 4305-nucleotide messenger RNA. It is a transcript of the gene col25a1, whose product is annotated as collagen type XXV alpha 1 chain. The record is from RefSeq and is a predicted model, not a curated record. Bases 1 to 2064 code for a protein of 687 amino acids. NCBI's taxonomy places the organism in Eukaryota, Metazoa, Chordata, Actinopteri, Gonorynchiformes, Chanidae. The transcript has 38 exons.